AUGGAUUUAUGGUCCUGGUCAAGCUCAGCCCAGCCCCAGCCAGGGGCGGGCCCAGCAGCAAGAGUUCUGGCGGCGGCGGCGGCGGCAGUAGCAGCGGCCUUGAGCAGUUUGGCAGGGUCGCGAGUGAGGAGCUGGAGCUCAGCAGAGGGUCGCGGGGGGCUGCGUCCGCAGGAAGGGCGUGUCCGUGGGCAAAGGUGCCCCUGUAAGCCGCGGAAGCGCGUGACUUCGCAAAUCCCCGGCCCGGGGCGGUGCUGGAGCCCCACCCCCGGCGGUGCCAGUCCGCAGCCAGACGUGGUGUCCCGGGCGGGGGAGGGAGUGGGGGGCAGGAGCCUGGGAUCCCGCGGAACCUCCAGAUUGGAAGUGUGGCGGGUCUCCCAGGAGCCCAUAGUUUCUUUUCGGAUUCUCCGCGAAGGGGUGGAGAAACAAGAUGGGACCCGGAUUGGUUGCGGUGUGACCCAGAACUGGAACCUUCCUGAAAGUGGCGGGGGCAGGCAGUGCCUGUUCAGUCGUCCAGUUUCUUUGGGAUACGUCUUCAGCGUUGUCUUCCCUGCCUCUGCCUAUGGGACGAGUCUCAAACACCAGCAAACCCAAAGCACGUUCCCCUUCUCAGGUCUGCUGCGGAGGGACGAGAGGAAGAGCGAGUCUUUCCCUCCUUCUACUCAUAGCUUUUGUUUCUUUCAAAUACUAACGGACGAUGAAACUAUACGGAUUCGUCCCCUCUUAGCGAAGAGCAACCACCCACCCACCAAGCCCCUCAAGCACAGCCGGGCAUCGCGGCACAGCUGGAGACAACCUGACGUGACAGGAGUGGAGAUGUCAAAUAUGGAGCUGGAAAAGAUGGUCCACGUGGAAGGAGCGAACCCAGAAGUCUGCUGCUCUCAGCUCUUGCGGGAGGCAGACCCGGCAGUUCGGCUACUCUCCUUUCCCUGUUCCCGGUGGUGGUGCUUCGAAGCUGGUUUCACUCGGCUCGGCAAGAACCUCCUCGGACACUAGAACCCCGUUUUCUCCCUGCGAGGUGGCGGUUGGUUGGGCACGGGCUGUGAAGACUGAAUUCCUCACAAGUCGGAAGCUACAGGAGAGAGAGAGACAGAGAGAGAGAGAG
Rhinolophus ferrumequinum (greater horseshoe bat) is the source of this 1102-nucleotide messenger RNA. RefSeq lists its product as uncharacterized. The coding region runs from base 1 to 993 and encodes 330 amino acids. Lineage: Eukaryota; Metazoa; Chordata; Mammalia; Chiroptera; Rhinolophidae. The record is from RefSeq and is a predicted model, not a curated record. The transcript is spliced from 2 exons.